UCGGUUGUGUCUGGAAAAUAAACGAACGGAAGAAAACUUGGAACGGGAUAACGGAAAGAGAAUCCGCAGCUAUUGACAUAAUAUGUAAUUAUCCUAACAUAUCGUGUCAAUGAAAGAGGGUUGAGAGAAAAAAGUUGAAGAAUUUGAGAGAGUCUGCGCACCUUCAACAUUUACUCAAUUCAAUGUGUCAGCGUGUAAGAAAAACGAGUGGAAGGGGAAAGUGCAAUGAGGAAGUGAUGAGCGAAUGCACGGUGUUUGCAUAUACCUAAAUAUUUUAUAUACUACUUGAUUUGAAUGCUACUACUACGUUAUACGAGUAUAUACAUGUGUGAGUACCAUGUGGAGUGUAGUGAUAACGACAGAGUUCAUACGUCGUUAAAUAGUGAAAAAAAAAACAAAAAGGAGCAUAAAGCGUACAGCGUACAGUGAAUAAAAUGGACUCGAGUCCCCACUGAAAUAUCACUGCAAGUGUAGUGAAGAAUUUAAAAAAUGAAGAAAUAUUACGAGUAAAAAGGCAAAAAGUGCAAAAAACGAUGCAUGAAAACCGACGCUCCAGCAUCAGCGCGAAAAGCAACGAAUGAAAGUCAUAGACACAACUUAAGGUGCCAAAUGCCUUUAUCGAAUAUGGUACAUAUAUGGUAUACAAGUAGCCGAGGCAAAUUAGUGAAUAAAUUAUUUUAUAAAAAAAAAUGUUUUAAAAGUUACAAAUCAAAGAUUCAAAGAUUUGUUCAAAGUAAUGGUGUUAAUUGAAGCAAAUUGAGGAUAAAAGAUAAUACUUAAAGAAGAUAUAUAAAAAAAAUAUUUUGGUGCUUGAAACAGUGUAUACAGCAGAUAUGGAAUAUUGGCUUCAAAUAUGGUUAGAAAACAACUUCUUGGUUUGGUAAAGAGGUGAUCUAAGCAUAUUGAAGGAAAUAUGUUCGUGUACUUACACAAUAUAUCAAGUUGUACUAGACGUAUUAAUGAAACACAGCUCGUUUGCCAUUCGCACAACGUACUUAUUAUUCGUUUCAAUACUUAUGAUUCGCUGGAAAGUUUUCUUUAGGAUAAGGUGGCAACUUCAAAUUCAAGCAAUAAAAACCAGCAAGCAAUGGAAGAGUUAAUAAUACUUUCAAAUAUAACAGCCUUUUUUAAAUACUUAUAAUAUGUACAAGAUAACGAAAAUACUGCAGACAGAUCUAUUGACAAAUCCGUGUAACAUACAUACAUAUAUCCCUUCGCAGUUAUGUUCGACGAGCAUUCUUAAAGUGAAAGUUGGUUACCCGGUUAUCUUCGCAUGCGUUCAUUAGAAAAAAAACAUAAAGUGGUACCAGUGCACUGUAAAGUCAAAUUACAGUUGUUUAAAAACCAAACCAUAAAAAAUAUUUAACAAAAUAAUAUUUAAUAGGUGAUAAAGUGCACAUCACAUCAUUGAAAUUUAUAAUUUACAAUAUGUCAAAAAACAAGUAACUUUACGCCAAUAAUUGAUUUCACAAGACACCAAUGGAGACGAGAUGGAACCAUGUUAAGCGGCACUAAGCAGUACAUUGACAGAAUUAUCUACCAAGAUGUAUGAAAUAUGUAAUGGAAAGGCCAAUUCUUCAUAAAAAUGGGGUUACAUUGCCUUGUUAAGGCUAUAUUGAUCGUAUAUGCCAUUAAAGCUGAUUUUAGCUUAAUUGCAAAUGGGCUAGACUUGCAAGGACCGAUAUUUCUACAUGAACCACUGCAUCGUAUUGAGUUUUCAAAUAAUACAGGCGGCUUAAUAGAAUGCUCUGGACAUGGAAGCCCUCCACCAGAGGUGGAAUGGACUCCAAUACCUCCCCAACAGGACAUGGUCUUCACACUCUCCAAUGGUAGCCUAAUGUUUUAUCCGUUUUCAGCAGAAAAGUAUAGGCAUGAAGUACAUGCUACAGUUUACAGAUGUAAAUUAAGAAAUCUUGUUGGUACGAUACUGAGCAGGGAGGUGCACGUGCGUGGAGUUGUCAACCAAAAAUAUACAGUGCAAGUUCAUGAUGAAUAUGUGAUGUCUGGCAACACGGCUGUUUUAAAGUGCCAGGUGCCCAGCUACAUGUCUGAAUUUGUUAUGGUAACAGCUUGGGUUCAAGACACUGGCAUGCAUCUCUAUCCUAACACGGACAUUGGUGGAAAAUAUACAGUGCUAUCAAAUGGCGAACUCUAUAUAAAUAACGCGGGGACAAAUGACGCAUUUAAGAGUUACACCUGCCGCACUGUGAAUCGACUAACAGGUGAAAUUCAAAUAUCUACAUAUCCUGGACGCAUCAUUGUCACAGAACCAAAAGGUAUGGUGCAACCGCGCAUAAACGUCGAAAAGCACUCACUUCGACAUGUUAUGCUUAAUGGACAAACAACACUGCCUUGUAUCGCUCAAGGUCAUCCUGUGCCAACUUAUCGCUGGUUCAAGGAGGAAAACGAACAACUAUUGCCUCUGCAGCUAAGUGAGCGCAUUACAAUCGUUUCUGCAGGAUUGUUAAAGAUAGCGAAGGCCCGUCUAGAAGAUAGUGGAAAAUAUCUUUGUUGGGUUAACAACACUGCCGGCGAGGAAACAAUUCAAGUGUCAUUAACGGUAACGGCACCCUUAACAGCACAUCUGCAGCCUCAGGUACAAACAGUGGAUGUGGACAAGGAUGCGCAAUUUCAAUGUAUAGUGUCCGGACAUCCGGUGCAUGAUGUCAAUUGGUUACAUGACGGAAAACCAAUAUUGCGUGACAAUCGAGUAGAGAUACUAACUGACCCACCAAGACUGAUAAUUAAGAAAGUGCAAAAGGACGAUCCUGGGAUGUAUCAGUGCUUUGUUUCGAAUGAGUGGGAGCAGAUUCAGUCGACAGCUGAACUACAACUGGGAGAUGCAUCUCCAGAAUUACUUUAUUGGUUUUCGGAGCAAACAUUGCAGCCCGGACCCACUGUGUCGUUAAAAUGUGUAGCAACUGGAAAUCCUUUACCGCAAUUUACAUGGUCACUCGAUGGAUUCCCGAUUCCGGACAACUCUCGAUUUUUGGUUGGUCAAUAUGUAACCAUACAUGAUGACGUUAUCAGUCACGUGAACAUAUCAAACGUCAAAGAGGAAGAUGGCGGCGAAUACGCUUGUACAGCACAAAAUUCAAUUGGGAAAGUAUCACAUAGCGCUAAGGUGAAUAUCUACGGGCUUCCAUUUAUUCGAGAAAUGCCUAAAAUAACUGGUAUCUCAGGCUCAGAUUUAACAGUAACGUGCCCUGUAGCAGGUUAUCCAAUAGAUAAAAUUCAUUGGGAGCGUGAUGGUCAAACACUGCCUAUAAAUCGCAGGCAGCGCGCAUACAACAACGGCACUCUAAUAAUAGAGCAACUGCAGCGACUCGAGGAUGCUGGAACUUACACAUGCAUGGCUCAAAAUAAACAGAAGCAAACUUCGCGCCGUAACGUGGAAAUACAAGUUCUAGUUCCCCCAAAAAUAAUGCCAAUUCAGGCAAUGACGAAUAUGUUGCGUGAAGGAAUGCGGGCCGCGAUUUCUUGCCAGAUACUGGAGGGAGAUUUGCCAGUGAGUUUUCGUUGGGAGCGUAAUGGAAAACCAUUAAUAGGAACAGGGAAUGAGGUAUUUCGUCGAUUAGAUGAAUACUCUGCCAGUUUAGUGAUAGAACAUAUUACCUCGGAACACUCGGGCAACUAUACAUGUAUUGCCAGUAAUAUUGCCGGUUUGGAACGCUUCACUGUACCGCUAACAGUGAAUGUGCCUCCAAAGUGGAUAUUGGAACCAAAAGACUCAAGCGCGCAGGCUGGACAAGAUGUUUUACUACAUUGUCAGUCUUCUGGAUAUCCAAAACCAACAAUAACAUGGAAAAAGGCAAUCGGUCCGACACCGGGAGAAUAUAAAGACUUUUUAUAUGAACCUACUGUGCAACUCUUUCCGAAUGGCACGAUAUACUUUAAGAAGAUAAAUAAGGAGUCACAGGGGCACUUUCUCUGUGAGUCAAAAAACAAUAUCGGCUCAGGUGUCAGCAAAGUAAUUUUUCUAAAAGUGAAUGUACCCGCUCACUUUCAAACGAAAACUAAGCAGAUUUCAGUGGCGAAAGGAAAGCAGGUGCACAUUCAAUGUAAUGUUCAGGGUGAUAAUCCUAUCGACAUCAAAUGGAAAAUGCACGCAACACAGCAGUAUUUAGAUGAGUCACUCGAUUCCAGGUAUACCAUUCGAGAUCAAAUAUUAGAUGAUGGGAUGGUCUCUGAAUUGGGCAUUUCACAUACGUAUCGACAAGAUACUGGGAUUUAUAUAUGCCAAGCUAGCAAUGCAUUUGGUCAGGAUGAAAUGUCGAUUCAGUUAAUUGUACAGGAGGUUCCAGAGCAACCGAAAAAUUUGCGUAUUAACUCACAACAAUCACGCAGUCUGCAACUUACUUGGAGUCAGCCCUUCGCUGGAAACAGUCCAAUCGAAGGAUAUCAUAUAUACUAUAAACAAAUUUCUGAUAUUUGGCAAAAUGCAGAGCAUAUCGCGAUCACGGGUGGACAAACGGUUGUUAAUAUACAAAACUUACGUCCAGCUAAAGCUUACCAUUUUCGGAUGACUUCUGAAAAUAAAUUGGGUGCGUCCGAGUAUUCAGAGGUCGUACAAGUAACCACACUGGAGGAAGUUCCUUCGGGACCACCGUUGAAUGUGCGCGCAGAAGCAAAGAGUUCGACUGAGAUAUCAGUCACUUGGGAUGCGCCAGAACGCGAUCAUUGGAAUGGAAUAUUGCUUGGCUACUAUGUUGGAUAUCAGAUGUCGUUGUCACCUGAAGACAAAGAGGUGAAUCCUACCCAAGGGUUUAGCUUUAAAACUGUGGAAGUGCGCUCACAUUUUGGCGGUGAAACUGUAUUGAGUAAUUUAAACAAAUAUACACAGUAUCAUGUUAUUGUACAAGCGUACACAAGUCAAGGUAGUGGGCCACCAAGCAGAGAGAUUGCCGUGCAAACAAUGGAAGAUGUGCCUUCUUCACCUCCAGAGAGUCCUCAAUGCGACGUGCUUGGAUCAACUUCAAUUUAUAUAACAUGGUCACCACCAGAUGUUGAUGGACAAAAUGGCAAGAUCAAAGGAUACAAAGUAUUUUUUAUAUCUGUUAAUGAAUUAUACGAAACGGAUCCCGAUGUUGUGAAGUCAACCAAUCAAUAUGUUACCAUAGAAAACUUACGCAAAUAUACUAAUUAUACGGUGUGGGUACUCGCAUAUACCAAGAUUGGAGACGGCACGAAAACGAAACCAUUUCACUGUCGCACACAUGAGGAUGUACCUUCGGCGCCCCAAGCCAUCAAAGCGAUACCUGCAUCCAGCACUAAAAUCAUUAUUUCUUGGCUGCCACCGGAAUUUCCUAAUGGCGAUAUUACCGGCUACACUUUCUAUAUGUCCAUGUUGGAGGGGGGUCGUGAAGAAGGCACUCACAAGCGCAUACUUGGUCCCUUUGUUGAAAUGCACGAGACUCAACGCACACAAGAAUCCGCCACAUAUCAAUUCUGGUUAACAGCGUCUACGAAAAUUGGUGAGGGUGAGAAGACACAAGUUGUUACUGUACCACCGAACAACAAAGUGCCCGCACGCAUUGUAUCUUUUAGUCAGCGUUUAAUAAGUCCCUGGAAAGAGCACCUUGAAUUGCCUUGCCUCAAAGUUGGUUCACCAGCGCCCGUUACAAUUUGGCGGCAAGAUGGUCAUAAUAUGGAUACGAACUCACGCAAGGUUAUUGCGAAGAACGGCACUCUUUAUAUACGUGAAUGCCAGUCUAGCGACGCUGGUAAUUAUACGUGCAGUGUCGAGAAUACAUGGGGAAAGGAUGAGAUUAUCUAUAACAUUGUUAUAAAAGUACCACCAGAAGCACCCAACUUAACGGUGGUGAAUAGUUAUACAGAUAGUUUACAUCUUGAAUGGAUGGACAAUAGUCACGGUGGAAGCCCUAUUCUUGGUUAUGUAAUAAAUUAUAAGCGUGAAAAUGGUGAUUGGGAGGAAUUGCAAGUGGAUGCUAAAACAAACUCACAUUUAUUAACAAAUUUAUGGUGUGGGACACGUUAUCAACUCUACAUAACUGCUUACAACAAAAUCGGUACAGGGUUGCCGUGUGACAUUGUGAAUUCUUACACAAAAGGAAAUCCACCAGUACAACCGAAACAUUCGCAAAUGAUCACGAACAAUUCGACCAGUGUCACAUGCUGGCUGGACUCAUGGGGCGAUGGAGGGUGUGGCAUUUUAUACUUCAUGAUUGAGUCUAGGGUGUUUGGGAGAUCCCAAUGGAAUGUUAUCUCAAAUCAUAUUCCUCCGACUGAACGCAUUUAUACGGUUAGUGAUUUAGUUCCUGGCACUAAAUAUCAACUAAAAGUUACAGCUCACAAUAAUGCUGGCUCUACAACAGCAGUGUACAAUUUUACAACACUCUCGUCACAAGGAGUUAUAUAUUCAACAGAUCACGCGAAUCCUGUAUCUCACAUGAGUGAUGGUCCCUUUUAUGCGAACUUUAAGGUGCUACUUCCUGUAUGUCUUUCAAUGUUUAUGCUAUUAGGUAUAAUAGCAGCGGUGCUACUUAUUCGUAAACGAAAAAUUGACAAUCAAGCGCGUUUGGCCUCUUCCUCAAUGUCCGAGUCUCCAUCUCUGGCCAAUUUGCAAAAUAAACAAAAUCGAGAUCAGCAGUACUUGGCCGUGCGUUGCAACCCUGGUAGUGGACCUACACGUGGUUCGCAUUCAAACGACUCAGGUAGCUUUGGCAAGGCUGAAGGCAAUGAAUACAUAGAAGAUAUCUGUCCAUAUGCAACAUUCCAACUAAAUAAACAAACAUACAGCGAAAGCUCAUAUAGCGGUAAUGUAUACAGUGGACCGUACCACUCUGUGCGUGGCUCAUUUGUGUAUCACGAUGUAAAACCAGAUAAUUAUCAUUCGAAAGAGCCAGAGUAUACAAAGGUGCGUCGGAAAGUUGGGCGUUUACGGGAUCCGCAUUCCGAAAGUCAAGAAUCGGACAAUCCAGGUUCAACAGAUUCCGAAGUUAGGAAAAUCCUAACUCUUCACAUACCAAUUACAGAAUAUGACACAUUAGGAUCCGAGUCCGACAACGACGUGUCUACCCGAGGAAUCAACUCUGCGAAGUAUCGUACUCAACGUGAUACUCAAGAUGAAACAUCUUCAUCGUCUGAGACAACACCGACAAGCUUAUCGAGAAAAUCGAAACCCCCAUUUGUAGCUCGUAAGAGCGGAAAAUCAGGUACAAGUGGCAAACGCCAUGUGCGCAGCUCCAGCGGUUAUUCAAGUCACAACGAAGAAACAACGUUUAGCAUAUCCAACUAUCCACAAAAUUAUCAGGACCACAUAAAUCCACCAGCGCGUUUUUCCGACUCUAAUGAUAAAUCCAAGGCUCAAACUUCACCUCGGGUACGUGGCAAUCAGAAACUACAAAGAGAAGCCUUUCAAAUUAAUGUGUAACAUCAACGGACCAAAGCCGUGCUGAACUGCGAAACAGAACAGAAGGACGCAUAGUGAUCAUUGCCAAAUAUCUAUAAAAUCGGAAUGUGAAUCUAUUUUAAUUCUUGAGGUCACCUAAUAAAACGAAAUUCUAUUUUGUAGUUUUUCCUCGGUUUUUAGCGCAUAUUUCUCAACUCCCGUUAUUCUAUAAUACUAUAGAUUAGGAAAUUGAUUUUAAUUUAAGAAAUUACGGGAAAUAACAAAAGUUUGAUAAUUAUUUUUAAAAAUCUUCUGAACUAAUAUUACAGCCUAUGUAUCUUACAUAUACAAUAAAAAUAAUACCAAACACAUUAUACGAAAAUGGAUACGUUAAAUGUUUAAGUAAAAAUGCGACAGUGUAUAUACUUACAUUAUAUAUACAAUAAGUCAUGAUAUUAUAAUUUUUGUUUUAGUUUUAAUCACAAGGAAAUCGAAUUACAUUAAUGCACAUAUAUAGUGUGAGUAAUAUAAAUGAAUUAUCUGUUAAACAAAUGUUUUCAUUCAAUCAACUUAUAGUGAAUAACUUUUUGUAUAAGUUUAAUUCAUUAAAAAUGGAUAAAAAAUAAAUAUAAAUCACAAAAAGACUUAUUUACACCAGCAACUUAACUAUAAAAAUAUAUAUAGCAUAACAUAGUUAUUAUAAUAUUUAUUACCGUUUAUAUUAUUCUUCAAUGUUUUUUACUAAGUAGAUAUUAUAAUUUUUUCUAUUAAAAGUCUAGCAUAAGCAAAUAAGAUAAUAAUUAUUGUUAAAGUUGUGACUAUACAAACUUUCCGGAAGAGUUGCAAUAUAUACAUUGUUAUAAAUUGGGCCCUUACUUACCUAAACAUAUUUUUUUUGAAUACGCUUUUGAUCAUUUUUAAAAAUUAUAAAAGUUUUAGGCCCCUAUUAUGAGUUGCAUUUGAUCGGCGACUGUCGAUGGUGAAAAAGUGCUGAAAAUUUUAAUAUACUUUUUGCUGCAUACUUUUUGGAUUCAAGACUCUGACUAUAAACAUUUUUUACUUUAGCAGGUCUACGGUUGUGAGCACAAAAUAUUUAUGAAAUUUUUAAUUUUAAUAAAUGUGAAAAAAUAGUAACGGUUGGAUCAGAGAAUGCGCUCUUUUUCCUUGUUAGUUUUCGUCAUCUUACAUUUUUGGUACCUAACGAUAAUUUCCAUAGGUUUACCGAACUCAUUGUAGGAAGUUGCCAAACAAAAUCAUAAUGGGGGCCUUUGUAAACGGUAUGGUCUUUUAUUCUUAGAAUUGAGAAACUUUAAUAAAAAAUUACUUAGAAAAUAUGUACAUAAACUUCUAGUUUUUAUAGAAAUAUUCGGUGUUGUUGGUUUCAAAAUUGUUUGACAGGGAACUGAGUUUGCAUACGAUUAAAUUUUAUGUGACUAUAUUCGUACCUAAAUGAUAAAUGAUAUAAAACUUUGAUCCCUUUUCACUUCACUGUUUCUGACGUUUUAAGAAGAUAAUAAGUUUCAGUUCAAUAAUCCUUAUCCCUCGUUAUUGUUUAUCCCGAAUCAAUCGAGACAAAAAAUUCUAUAUCAACGGAGUACUGAAAUUCCAGUACAUUGAAAUAAUUAGCGUGGAAACUAAUACGAGUACAUGCAUACCAUAGAACUCAUAAGCCCUAUGUGUGAGGAAGUUAUCAAGCUCGUCAAUUCGGCCUUAAGAAGCUCGUUGAAAUAGAAAUUCCUUGUAGCGCUUUUGGCAAUUAUCCAGCGAUUUAAUGGAUAGCUAAAUACAUAGUUGGCUUAUAGUAAAAUUGUUUGUUAACACCAUGAGCCCUUCACUAAAAAUCUGGUCCAAUGUUAAGUUACGACGCGAUGAAAGGUGAACAGGGCGAGACUAUUUCGGGCCUCCAUUACGGUUUUGAAAUUCCGUGUUAUGGUUUUCAACUACUCAAAAAAUACUUAUGUUAGUUGAAAUGUUGUCAAACUUAAAUCAAGUCCUCAAAUUAGUGCAUUUAUUUUGGAAAACUAUUAACGGCUACUAUUUUAAACAGUUAUUAUGUACAAGUCCCUAGGAAGGCAAAUCUCUUGUUGAGCUUUUGUAGUAAAAUCUCGAAACUGGAUGAGAAAGGCUACAAUUUGGAAAAUUAAAAUAAAAUUAAGGGAACGUGGGAAGUGUUUCGAACGCAGAGAACAGAACAACAGUCGAUACAAUCUACUAUUUGUAGGACUUUUUGAGUAAAAUUAAAUUUAUUUAUUUUUUUGCUCCUUUUGAAUCACUGGUGUUUUAUCCACAACGCAGAAAUAUGGUGUUCAUAAUACAUUAUUUAAAGAAGAUUUUUAGAUUGCUUCAGCACAAAGUUAAAAUCAUUUAAAAUUCAUUAUUGAUGACUACCGGCGGCAAGAAAAUGAAUAGUUUGUGGUAACGUUCCUUCAUCGUUUUAGUUUUAGUAAAAAACUAAUUUUUUUGUGAUUUUACCGAAAAUAACCUAUUAAUCUGACUUACUUGGUGUUUAGAAGUUUGAAUGGAUUUCAGUGAUCACGAAGGCUUCCUUCUUAUGCGCAACUCAUCAGUUUUGGCACCAAUAUGUUUGUCAUCGUAGUAAAAAUCAAAACUAAUGUUCAUUUUAAUAUUUAUUUACCUUAAUUUUAUUUUUCAUUUACAAAUUUUUAGCUGUUUAAUUAUCUGUCAAAUUUUCAUUUUUUAGGUUGGCAACAUAAAUCAAACUUCGAUUGAAUAUAAUUGAAAUCGUAAUACCUAAAACCAGUUGGGUUGAUCUGAAGUUGAAAAAGUCAACCAGAGAAUACGAUAUCCGAUUUAUGAUACUACAUACUAUGAUCCACAUAAUUUCAACUGUUAGUCGAAAAUGACUAUAAAAUCAGCUCAGACAUUGCCCAAUGGGGCUAGGUCAAUGUCUGAGCUGAUUUUAUCAACUUGUGGCAAUGCACAAGUAUACUCGAGAACAUGUUUUUCACACAACUUUAUGCACAUAACUCAAACUCUGAAAUAUUUGAUAUAAAGUAUGCUAAAUAACGAAAAUCUAUUGGCAUAAUUCGUAGACUGUGAGUGUGUACCCUCGGCAUUAAGCUAUAGUAAUGUAUUUCCAAUAUUAUACGUCUAUCAAAUUAUGCUAUUUCAUAUUGACAGAUACAUAUGUAUAUGUAUACAUUAUAAAGCGAUAUUUUCAGUACAAAGCCAUACAGGUCUUGGAAUGUUAUCAUCAGAAUUUUAUAUCCUGAACAGGUUAUACUUCAUUUGUCAUGAUAUUUGUAACACACAGAGGGAAACGUCGGAUACCCUAUAAUAUAAAUACAUAUAUAAAUGAUCAUGCCCAUCUGUCUGUAUAUAUGCGAAAUGGUCCCUCAAUUUUUGAGAU
Molecule: messenger RNA, 10721 nt
Organism: Bactrocera tryoni
Lineage: Eukaryota; Metazoa; Arthropoda; Insecta; Diptera; Tephritidae
Gene: Dscam4
Product: Down syndrome cell adhesion molecule-like protein Dscam2
Exons: 33
Coding region: 1586-7393 (1935 amino acids)
Biological process (GO): axon guidance; cell-cell adhesion
Cellular component (GO): plasma membrane; axon
Molecular function (GO): protein binding
Source: RefSeq, a predicted model, not a curated record